Cottoperca gobio is the source of this 6877-nucleotide messenger RNA. It is a transcript of the gene hivep3b, whose product is annotated as HIVEP zinc finger 3b. Gene Ontology annotation, cellular component: nucleus. Gene Ontology annotation, biological process: regulation of transcription by RNA polymerase II. The record is from RefSeq and is a predicted model, not a curated record. The transcript is spliced from 10 exons. Lineage: Eukaryota; Metazoa; Chordata; Actinopteri; Perciformes; Bovichtidae. Bases 626 to 6700 code for a protein of 2024 amino acids. Gene Ontology annotation, molecular function: DNA-binding transcription factor activity, RNA polymerase II-specific; RNA polymerase II cis-regulatory region sequence-specific DNA binding.
GUUACGCGUAGGGCGAGAUGUUGUUUUGUUGUGGUGAUCAGCUGAAUGUGGCAUCGCUGUCCGGUCUGACACAACAGAGGGAAUCACCCCGAGCCCCUCCGGCACUCCCUCCCCACAAACGCGCGCACGGAGAGCGGCUCUAUCCAGCAUCGCAAUCCAGGAAAUGCGGACUUCUUCUGGCCCUUUCACUACGGGAUAAAUGGCUGCAAGCGGCCGUACUGUAGCAGCAAACUGUGCCUGUGAAGCGUCUCUGAGGGGGAAGACCAGACUGCUCUGUCAGACCCAUUCAGAAGCUGAACGGCUAACACUCUUGACAACCAACAAAGGAGAUGCAGAGAAGACCUUGGGAGGGCUGUUAGAAUGGCUGUGGCUGGACAGAAGCAGAACUGCUUUGUACAGAGACAUGAUCCAUGUUUACCUGCAACCGUGCAGCUCCGGGGCACCUUUUAAUGAUGCCUCAUUUGGUCCUCUUUAAUAACUCUUGGCCCACGGUGAAAAAGGCCCUCCGUUGUGAUUUACAAUUGUUGAUGUUCCCCUGCCUCUGACCACUCCGCUGCCAUGCGGUUAUCCCCAUGAGGCUCCGAAUGCCCCUCCUUGUGUGUCUGUGAGGCCUUCUCCCCACUCUAUGGAGGCUGAGCCCAGCCGUCCGGCUGAUGGGGAGCGCUCUGGAAGGCAGGAGCAGCAGCAUGAGACAGCUGAAUCCUCUCUAGGAUCUUGUCCACCUCAGCAGCCCAAGCAGCCUUCUAAUCCUCGCCCUGUACACAGAGCCUUGGGUCGCCUGCAAAAUCGCCAACCCAAACGCUCUGACCUUCUGCUUCGGUUACAGCAGCAGCAAGCAGUAGCAUGGCAGCAUUCAGACAGCGCAGGUCCCUCAGGAGGAAGCUUUUUCUCUCCAGCUCCCUCAUCAAGCUCAUCCCUCCCAUCUACUUCCUCCACCCGGAGUGAGCAUGGUCAUGGGGUCCCAUCUCAGUCCAGCCAAGAGGGCCAAGAAGGGGUCAGCUCACCCAGAAAAGGGGAGAAGAAACCUCCAAAACCAGGGAAAUAUGUGUGCACUUACUGCGGCCGUCCAUGUGCCAAGCCAAGCGUUCUUCAGAAACACAUCCGCUCCCAUACAGGAGAAAGACCCUACCCUUGUGCCCCCUGUGGCUUUUCUUUCAAAACCAAGAGCAACCUGUACAAGCACCGCAAGUCCCAUGCCCAUCGUAUUAAAGCGGGCCUGGCGUCCAGUCGUGAUGAGACCAGUUUGAGUGGACCAGAGGGCAGUGGCGUCGGAGAAGACCCAGAGGAACACACAGAGGGAGAAAGCACUGAGUCUGAAGAAGAGACGGGCCAACACAGAAAAUCCUCCUCAAAAGAGAUGUUGGGCCAACAGAAGAAAGGUGGUAAGGAACCGCUGGGAGGCUCAGAGGAUAGCCAGAGGCCUGAAGACUCCCAGGCUGUCAAGCAAAGGCUGGCACUGAGGCUUAGUGAAAGGAAACGUGGCCCCAUGGCUUCUCCAGAUGACCCUCCUUCUUCCCUCUCCACCUCAUCUUCUUCCCUAGGCCCUGGCAGUAAAGGCAGCACAGAGUCUGGCUACUUCUCUGGGUCAGGCAGCACUGACCUGUCCCAAGUUAGCCCUCCCAGUGCCAGUGCCAAAACCUACGCUGAAAUUAUUCUAGGGAAAUAUGGAAGGCUGGGAGGGCAGCAGCGCAGUCCUCAUCAGCAACAGCCUCAUUCUUCACUUUCCUCAUCCUCAGGAAUGGAGGACAAGAGCCUUCCCUUUGCCGUACCCAAAACCCAAGUCAUAGAACACAUUACCAAGCUUAUCACUAUCAAUGAAGCAGUAGUGGACACCAGUGAGAUUGACAGUGUGAAGCCCAGACGCUCCUCUCUGUCCAGGAAGAGCAGCAUGGAAUUGCCUAAAUUUACCACCCCUAAAGAUCCCUACACAUUUGAUCCCAAAAGAGAAGCCCCUGGCCCCAGUGGUUUGAAGCACCUCCACAAUCCUGAGGCAGAUCCAGCAGGUACCCAGGAGCUGUCAGGGGGGCAUCUGCUUAGAAGCCACUCAAUGCCAUCCUCUACCAGCCAAGGAGAGCCCCCCACCUCUGGCACCAUGUCUCCCAGACAUUACCGUCUCUGCCAGUCAUUCGAUGAGCAGCAAGCAGUGGAAGCAGAGAUGAGGGUUGGCCAUGCCCAACGUAUGCUGAAGCGGCAGCCUGCCAUAGAAGUUCCACUGGGAGCUGAGCUCAUGCUGGAGGAGGCCAGCCCUGCUUCCUCCUCCUCAACCAAAGGCGCUGAACAAGCCCAACAGCCACAGCAACAACAACAAAAACAACAUCAACAACAACAACAGCAAAAGAGUUCAAGCUUGUUUGAAUGUGAAGCAUGUGGGGCCCACUUCCAACACAGUGAACGCUACGAGGCCCACAGAGGCACAUGCCCUGGACAGCAAACCCUGGAACAAGAAAGCAGGGAGGCAAGUAAAACAUGCAGGGAGGAUCGCCCCCAGAUGAUGAUGCACUUUAAGUUUCGAGCGCUGGCCAUGGCGGUGAGGAAGAGGAGAAAAGAGGAAAGUUUGGAAGAAGAUCCUCCCAGCCCUGGAUCUGUGGCCAUGUCAAGCAACUCUGCAGGCGUCAUUCCUGAGCCAAGCAGACCAGAGAACAGCCAGGCCCUCUCAGGUGUUUCUUUUCAGACUGAGCCAAAACAACAGCAGCAGCAAGACAGGAAGGGUGUGUCUGUCAUCCAACAUACAAGCUCUUUUGAGAAGCAGGAGAGUAUAUCCAUGGAGAGUCAGGUACCAAACCUCAGAGAGAGUCAGCAAGUACAACAACCCGAGCCAAAACCAUCACCCUCUACUUCUCGCCUCAUCCGCCAGCCAAACAUCCAAGUGCCAGAGAUCUUUGUUACUGUGGAGCCUGAUGCUGACAUGCCAUCUGUGUCGCCGCCAGUGACGGCAUCCUUAUCCAAGGAGGCGGAGAGAGUGGAGGAGUUUCAGUGGCCUCAGCGUAGCCAGACUCUGGCCCAGCUCCCUGCAGAGAAGCUGCCACCAAAGAAGAAGAGACUCCGCCUGGCAGAAGCAGCCCGGUCCUCCGGGGAGUCUAGCUUUGAGUCUGUGCCUCGCAGCCCCAGCCAAGAGAGCAACGUCUCCCACACUUCAAGCCCUUCUGCUUCUUUUGAGGACACAGCACGAUCCGAGCCUGCCGUUUGGGCCUCCUGUAGCCAGAGCUCCCAGAUGUUGAUGGUGCCAUCCGCUUCCUACCAACACCACCAAAGUCACAAGGAGAUGAGGCGCUCAGCCUCAGAGCAGACCCCAGCAAGCCCCCAACAAACAGAGCAAAUCCCAGAGAGCAGAAGUAAAUCAUUUGACUAUGGGUCACUGUCUCAUCAGCAGUCUGCCUCCUCCUGGAAAGAAAGGAGAAAAUGUCUCCUUGUGAAGCAUGCCACCUUGGGGGAACCUGAGCAGGACGAGGGGUCCAGCAUGAGUCACCUGUCCAGAGCGGAGAGUCCAAAGCCUGGGCCUUCCCGCUCCAGCCACCCUGCUCUCAUUUCAACAAAGGCAAGCUCCCGGUUCAGCUUGGACACCACAGGGAAAGCCCUGCAGCUGUUACAGCCGCAAAUCUUUCCGCCCACUCAUGAUGUUCUCUCUUUGCAACAAGCAUUUCCCCCAGGUUCGCUAUCCCAGCAACUCCCCGACAACACAGUCAUCUCUGAAGUACUGUCCACCCAAAUUAUCCAUAGAGCUUUCUUACAUUCACCAACAGCCCCUCCACCUAUACAGAUGCACCCAGCACAGAUACACAUGGCAGAACAGUUGGGUAUACCGUUCCAUCAGCUUCCUUCUCUAGUUCCUCUCCAGUUCUCUUCCAGGAUUAGAGCUAAUCAGGCUCUGUACUUGCCUUUUCCUCCGAGACUUACUGCACAUGUUGCUUCCCCUCCCACUACAGAGAGCAGACCCUCCUUCUCUCCCAUGUCUUCUGCCCUUACAAACCAAUCCCUUGUAAGAAUCUCUUACCACCACCCACGGCCGGUCAUCGCCACAUGCUUGGCACAGCUUACACCAGUAGUCUCCCUCGUGGUGCCAGUUCGCCUCCAGACCCAUAUACCUACCUAUGCCAGUGCUAUGUAUACCACCCUGUCCCAGAUUUUGGCAUCCUCCCGGUCACAAGAACCCAUUUCUUGCACAGCUAUGGUCAUCAUGGGCCAGGUGGAGCGGGACAAACUGCAAAGGUCGUACUUGAAGGUCCCCUCUCCAGACAUCAAGAGUCUUCUUCCCCUGUCUCUGCCCACGGAGCUGGCCUCAGGAUCUGGGGAGGGAUACGGUCCACUGGGAGCUGGAGGAAGUAAACGCAUGCUUUCUCCCGCAGCCAGUCUGGAGCUCAGCACAGAGGCCCAGCGUCACCAGAAAAGGGUAAAAGAGGAGGAGGAAGGGGAGCAACAUAAGGAAGGAGAGGAGGAGGAGGAGGAGGAGGAGGAGGAGGAGGAAGAUGUAGAACAGAAGGUAAGACAGGAGGAAGAAAGUACAGCCACUGGGAGAAAACUGGAAGAGGGGGAGAAGAAACAGCCAGAGAAGGUGGAGGUGACAACUGUGAAAGUGGAGGGGGAGUCAGAGCAAGUACCAAGGACACAUAAUUGGGAGGAAAAGAAGAAGGAGGAGAAGGAGGAGGAGGAGGAGGAGAAGUCUACUGACAAGACAAGUAAAAAAAAGGAAGGGGUGCCAGUUGUGGAAGAAGGGGUUGAAAAACCAACUACCCCUUCAUACCCCAGCCUCCAAACCUCCGCCUCAGUCAACUGGUGCUACCUGAACUAUGUGAAACCCAACCCGUCUACCCUGAGGGACCCCCGCAGCUCAGUUUAUUCUACCUGGAGCGUCAGUGCUCACAACCCCAACUUGCCGGGCCUCAGCACUAAAGUGGCGUUGUCGCUGCUGUGCUCUAAACAAAAGCACAGCUCAGAGACGUACACCAUGGCCAUGGCCGCAACCAGAAGCAAGUUGGCCCCUGCCAGUAGCAGGACUCCACGUGUGUCCGAGGUACAUGCCACCCCACCCAGCACCCUCACUAAAGUAAAGGAUCAGCGGCAGCAUGACAAGGAGGAGAAUAAAGAGAUGAGAGAAGAGGAAGAACCCUCCACCUCCAAACAGAGCGAGCCCCCUCGUGUUCGUAUCUUUGAAGGCGGGUAUAGGUCCAAUGAAGAGUAUGUUUACGUGAGAGGUCGCGGCCGGGGCAAGUACAUAUGUGGAGAGUGUGGCAUUCGCUGUAAGAAGCCUAGCAUGCUGAAAAAGCACAUCCGAACGCACACCGAUGUCCGUCCGUACAUUUGCAAACAUUGCAACUUUGCCUUCAAAACCAAAGGGAACCUUACUAAACACAUGAAGUCAAAGGCUCAUGGGAAAAAAUGCCAGGCAAUGGGAGUAUCUGAGUCAUCACUGGACGAGCCAGAGAGCGAGGAAACAGCAGGAAGUGACGAGCGUGUGUGUGGCUCAGAGGACCAGGACGAACAUCAGUUUUCUGACGUGGAAGAGUCUGAAGACGAUGACGACGACGAUGACGAUGAGGAAGAGGAGUCCCACGACGAUCAGCCCUCCUCCUGCUCGUCAGACACACACCCAUCGACAGGAGGGCGUUCCAGCUGCAGUAGGCGCUCGCAGCAGGGCACUCCUGACCCCGAGCACCCGAGCCCCAGUCCCACCCCGGGUCAGGAGCCCUCCCAGAGGGCAGUUUGGCCCAACAGACGAGCCGCAUCUCCAGGCAGCAGGAGAGCGCUGUUCUCCCGGCGGGGCUGGAAGGCAUCGCCGAGAACCUUCUCCCCCAGCCUUGAGAGCUGUUCCUCCAGCAGCAAUCUCUCCCCCCGUCUAGAGCUGUCCUCGCCCAGCCGACACAUCUCACCCUCCCCUGAGAGAGGACCAUCUCCCAUCUGUCCCAUUUCUCCUCUUCGUCCCAUUUCGCCAAGCUGCUACCGGUCGUCACAAGCUCGGACCCCUCCCUCGCCGCUCGGGUUACAGCACAGGAGCCCUGGAUACCUGCCGUGGGAGAGCCCUGGUACAAAAGGUAGUCAUGUCAAAGCGGUGAAAAGAGGUACAGCAGCAGCAGAGGGGUCAACAUUGCCCCAAUCCAGCUUGUUUCCACCUGCUUUCCGUCUUUCCACCUGUGAGGGUUAUCCUGGACACCAAACAGCAGACAACAUCUUCAGCCACCUUCCCAUGCACUCCCAACAAGCCAAGCUCCCCUAUCUCAUGAUUCCCAUUGGAGGGAUCCAGAUGGUACAGGCCAGACCUCGGUCCCACCCUACCACCCCCUCAUCCCCAACGUCCCCCCCCAUAGAGGGGCCGUCAUUGGCUAGAUUUGAAUCAUAUUGGGGCGGGACCCCCAGAACUCAAGGGUUUAGGACUCCUGGAGACGUGCAGUGGUCAGAGCAUCAGGCAGCAGCAACCAGCCAGUCAGGGCGAUGCUUUCUCAGCACAGCACUAACAUGUUCCAAACCGGAGUUGGAGACCACAGACUCAAAGCAAUAUGGCAGCUCGCAUAGCUCCGCACAGACUCGCAGGCCUGCUACUGAGACCACCAAACACUGCGUCAGAGACAGUUCAAGAGUACCCCUCAGUCUAGUAGCCCCCCUAACCUUGCAUGUCAUUGGACAGCAGCCGGAAGGGGAGGAGCCACCGUCUGGUGGUGAUCAGGUGGAGGUGGGAGCUAAAGGGGACUCAGCCAGAACAGACACUUAACAGUGUCUACACCUGGAUGCAUCAUGCAUCCUAUUUUGCUUUAUUGGUUGCUACACUUUUCUUGUUUUUUUAUUGCUUCAUUUUUAUACAGUUUUCAAUACUAUUGUUAACUUAAAUGUUUGUUCUUUGGCAAUAUUCAGGUUUGUUAUAAAAAUGCACUUUUACUUUGUGAAAAUA